UGCAGGCGGUUUUGGAAUGUGUGCUCCAGAGACUUCACUUUCUUCCCCAAAGAGAAGAUUUUAUUUCAAAUAAAGCUGUUUACUUGGCACCUCUGGGCGACCCUUUUUGGAAGAGCCACAGCCAUGGGUGGCUUUGGAGUCUCACCUCGAAGGCACAAGUUCAUCCUACUCGUGCUCUUCCUUUUGCACAUUCAGAGUCUGGGUCUGGACAUGGAAAGUCAUCCUACCACCGAAGUCUGUGCCACUCACACCAUUUCACCAGGACCCAAAGGAGACGAUGGUGAAAAAGGAGAUCCAGGAGAGGAGGGAAAGCUUGGCAAAGUGGGACGCAUGGGGCCAAAAGGAAUUAAGGGAGAACUGGGUGAUAUGGGAGACCAAGGCAACAUUGGCAAGACUGGCCCCAUUGGCAAGAAGGGUGACAAAGGGGAAAAGGGUUUGCCUGGGAUUCCUGGAGGAAAAGGCAAAGCAGGUACUGUCUGUGAUUGUGGAAGGUACCGGAAAGUUGUUGGGCAACUGGACAUUAGUGUUGCUCGCCUCAAGACAUCUAUGAAGUUCGUCAAGAAUGUCAUAGCAGGGAUUAGGGAAACGGAUGAGAAAUUCUACUACAUCGUGCAGGAAGAGAAGAGCUACAGGGAAUCCCUGACCCACUGCCGGAUCCGGGGCGGAAUGCUAGCCAUGCCCAAGGACGAAGCUGCCAACACACUCAUCGCAGACUACGUAGCCAAGAGUGGCUUCUUCCGGGUCUUCAUCGGGGUGAAUGACCUUGAGAGGGAGGGACAGUAUGUGUUCACGGACAACACGCCACUGCAGAACUACAGCAACUGGAAGGAGGGGGAGCCCAGCGACCCCUAUGGUCAUGAGGACUGUGUGGAAAUGCUGAGCUCAGGCAGGUGGAAUGACACGGAGUGCCAUCUCACCAUGUACUUUGUCUGUGAGUUUGUCAAGAAGAAAAAGUAACUUCUCUCAUGCUACACAUUGGUUAUUCCCUGUGACUACCAUUGCUGUUCCUUUUAUCUAUCCUUUUCUCCCUAGUUAUGCUAAAUUUUUCUGACUCAGGACAAGUGGGAAAUGCUAAACUGAGGUUUGGAAUCUCCAUCGUCUUGUUCUUUGGUGACAGUUUUAAAGAUUUGCAUAUAUAGUAUAGUAUUGAGCCAACAGCUUACAUGGAUCUCAAAAGAGAGUUUGAAUUGUUAGUUGGCAUUUGCUCUGACCCCUCUCCCUAGAGCCCUAAUUGCUCUCUACCUGGCCCAGAAGAUAAUUGGGACAGUUGGUUGAUAAGGACUAGGAUAAUCUGUCAUUCCCAAAGUCAGACAUGUGGGAGGGUCUUAUGUUUUCUAGAAAUGCCAAGAUAUUAUUCAUCUUGGAAUCCAAGAUCCCUAGUUCUUUGAUCAGUCAUCACCAUAGCCAUCCACAUACUUGCAAGUCCCUCUUGUUCACACAAACAUAGGAACACUUCACCCCCAACCUCUAUAUGAAGAAUUUCUUGGCCAGUGACCUGUUCCAGGCCAUAUGGAAACACAGAGAACCUUUUUGUGCUUCUGACCUAUAAUUUUCAGUGAAGAGUAUCAGGUAGCUUCCCUGGCUCCCUUCCUUUAGGCCUGCAACUUAAUCCCAAACCCCCAGAUGAUUAACUCUCUGACUUGAGGAAAAGGGACCUUUAGAAAUUAAAAAGAAAAAAAAAAGAAGAGUGUUUGUUCCCAAACAAUAUGAUUUCUAAUCCUCCUGCUAAAUUGCCCCUUGCUACUAAUAUGGCUCCAUUUUUCCUUGUCUUAGGUUAACUCAUAUCAACUUUACUACCUUAGUCAUGGGGAACGAUGGAUGGGGUUUUUGAAGCCUUUGGAAAACUCUAGAAGCUUCCAAGUGCUACCAGCAUCAAGUCUCUAAUCCCCCUCCUCCCUAUAUCUAAUUUAUCACUCGGGGCAACAUUUGGUGGAAGGCCCUUUACUGCCAUAACUGCAUGUUGUAAAAUCCAGCGCAGAGAUGCCCUUUCUAGUACUCUCACAUCACAGGAAUGUCAGGCAUGGAGUUUGGAACAUGCCUAGGACUCACAUUUACUGAGCUGAUGAAGUUCUACUUUGAACUACAGAUCAAACUUCUGAGCAGCUUUCAUUUUGGAAUCUAAAAAUAAACAGUUCAACAAAACUCUAGAUUAUCCCCUUUUACAUUGCCGCUCCAGUUAUAGUUUGUGAUAUAUGAUCAGACUCUUUAAAAUGCUGGCAAAAUGGUUAAUGAACUUAGAGAAACAGAUCAACAACAUAUGUUCACCUUAAACCAUCUGUUCAUGAUUUCACCCAUGACUAACUGGUUAUGAGAUAGGAUUUAAUUAGGAUAUUUCUGUGGAUUUAACAAGGGUCACAAACUCAGGUAUUACAAGGGCCAUACAGAUGACAUAAAUAAAUGAGGUAGAACAGGUGGAAUCCUGGUACACUGAAAACAGCUUGCCCAUCUAAAGGAACCAGCUGUUUCUCGGUGGCUGCUAUUUUUGCCAUAGAGGACCCAAUGUCACUACAUGUUCUGAUAUUUCAAGAGAAAUCAGAGAUCUGGAAUUUAACUUUAUAUUUUUCAAAGUUGGCAUAUAGUCAAUUUUUAACCCAAAUGUUAAGCCAGACAAAACAGUCUGCUAGCCAAAAUCAUGACCUUUCCAUUUCUCACCCCUUGGGGAAAGUUCCAAAGAUUCUAACCAUAUUCAAUGUCAUUAGGAUACAGUGACAUCAAAGUUAAGAUUUCCCAUUGAUACCUCAUUCAGUUCAGCUCAAUCACAGGAAUUUCUUCAGUGUUUUCCACUCAUCAAGUUAAUAAACUAGUUACUUAUUCAGGCUUUGAGACUGUGACAUAUGAUAUUUUGAAGGCAGGCAGUUUAAUAAAAAUCACAAAGAGAACACCAUAUCAAAACCAAUAUCUUUGGGUCAAAUGUCAGCCAAGAACAUGAGGCACAAGACUCUAGAAACACUUGGAGGAAAAGAAAGGGGAAAAAAGAGAGAGAUAAUUUACCAAAAUUAUCAAAUUUACCAAAAAGAGAGAGAUAAUUUACCAAAAUUAUCAAAUUUACCAAAAAGAGAGAGAUAAUUUACCAAAAUUAAGUCAUUUGAGAGAAAAGCAGUAAACCUUGCCUAAAGAGCAGUAAACCUUGCCUAAGAUCUCCCCUGGAAUUCAUAUUCUAAUUUUGUCUGAGACCCUAAAGUAUGAAUAUUUGUUGUAUGUGUUACAAGUGCUAUUAUGAGCUCUAUUAUGAUUAUUAUAAUAAUAACAGCAUUUUUCCAUGGCUCAUCUUUGCUUCCAAUGCUUCCAAGAGAAGAUCACAGAGCUUCAAAGAAUAGGCUUCAUCCUUCCAUUUUGCCUAGAGGAAAUGUUUAAGGUACCACAGACUUAAUUAGACCUAUUAUGAAACUUGCUUUGUGCUUUACAAAAUAAACACCUUCACAUAUCAGAUAUCAUGUGAUUUUGAUAAACUUUGUGAUUACGAAGGGCAAACAUUUUUAUUUUUAUUCUUUAUUGUUUAAAGCAGUGGUUCUCAACCUUCUGGCCCUUUAAAUACAGUUCCUCAU
Myotis myotis is the source of this 3545-nucleotide messenger RNA. It is a transcript of the gene COLEC10, whose product is annotated as collectin subfamily member 10. Lineage: Eukaryota; Metazoa; Chordata; Mammalia; Chiroptera; Vespertilionidae. The coding region runs from base 124 to 957 and encodes 277 amino acids. The record is from RefSeq and is a predicted model, not a curated record. The transcript has 6 exons.